This is a messenger RNA of Castor canadensis (American beaver), 945 nucleotides long. NCBI's taxonomy places the organism in Eukaryota, Metazoa, Chordata, Mammalia, Rodentia, Castoridae. The record is from RefSeq and is a predicted model, not a curated record.
AUGACAGGCACCAACCAGUCGAGCGUCUCCGAGUUCCUCCUCCUGGGUCUCUCCAGGCAGCCCCAGCAGCAGCAGCUCCUCUUCCUGCUCUUCCUCACCAUGUACCUGGCCACCGUCCUGGGAAACCUGCUCAUCGUCCUGGCCAUCAGCACGGACCCCCGCCUGCACACCCCCAUGUACUUCUUCCUCAGCAACCUGUCCUUUGUGGACAUGUGCUUCUCCUCCACCACUGUCCCCAAGAUGCUGGCCAAUCAUGUCCUCGGGACUCAGGCCAUCUCCUUCUCUGGGUGUCUCGCACAGAUGUAUUUUCUUUUUGAGCUUACUGACAUGGACAACUUCCUGCUGGCUGUGAUGGCCUAUGACCGCUUUGUUGCCAUCUGCCACCCCUUACAUUACACAGCAAAGAUGACCCAUCAGCUCUGUGCCCUGCUGGUCACUGGAUCAUGGAUUGUGGCCAACCUAAAUUCUCUGUUACACACCCUGCUGAUGGCUCGACUCUCAUUCUGUGCAGACAACGCCAUCCCUCACUUCUUCUGUGAUGUGACUCCCCUCCUGAAACUCUCCUGCUCGGACACACAGCUCAACCAGCUGAUGAUUCUUACCGAGGGUGCCCUCAUCAUGGUCACCCCAUUCGUCUGCAUCCUGGCUUCCUACAUCCACAUCUCCUGUGCUGUCCUGAGAGUCCCAUCCACCAGGGGAAGGUGGAACGCCUUCUCCACCUGCGGCUCCCACCUGGCUGUGGUCGGCCUCUUCUAUGGCACCAUCAUCGCUGUGUAUUUCAACCCUUCAUCCUCGCGCUCAGCUGAGAAAGACACCAUGGCCACUGUGCUGUACACAGUGGUGACCCCCAUGCUAAACCCCUUCAUCUACAGCCUGAGGAACAGGGACUUGAAACGGGCCUUGAAGAAAGUUUUGCAUAAGAAGAGUCUGCUGUGCAGCUGGUGA